Molecule: messenger RNA, 220 nt
Organism: Ilex paraguariensis (yerba mate)
Lineage: Eukaryota; Viridiplantae; Streptophyta; Magnoliopsida; Aquifoliales; Aquifoliaceae
Source: the annotation of a GenBank genome assembly
AUGGAGAAUAUUCACACCCAGAAUUUGGCUCCAGGUCUGCUUGCAGAAGAGACUAAUGAUGCAGGCAUAGCUGGUCAGAUGGUACCUGUGGUACAAAGACUUGCACCCCAAGCAAUACUGGCCGCACACAACAAAAGCACGCCAUCAACAGAACAUGAUUUGGUCAUUGUCAUAUUGAAUAACGGCUACCCGGAAGCUAAGCAAUCACAUAUCACACAAA